Messenger RNA from Saccostrea cuccullata (small rock oyster), 1219 nucleotides. RefSeq names its product G-protein coupled receptor 157-like. The record is from RefSeq and is a predicted model, not a curated record. Gene Ontology annotation, molecular function: G protein-coupled receptor activity. Gene Ontology annotation, biological process: cell surface receptor signaling pathway; adenylate cyclase-activating G protein-coupled receptor signaling pathway. Gene Ontology annotation, cellular component: plasma membrane. Bases 147 to 1103 code for a protein of 318 amino acids. The transcript has 3 exons. Lineage: Eukaryota; Metazoa; Mollusca; Bivalvia; Ostreida; Ostreidae.
CUUGAUAAAGAUGGAAGCUUUCAUAUGCCCUUUAAAUGUAAACAGAUGAGCAUACAUGUAUCUCUACUUAAGAUUACAUCAAUGUUUAUCUAACCAUCAUUUUAUUAAAAAAAAUCUUCAUUGUAUCUUAAUCAAUAAAGAACAGCAUGAAUCUGGUCAAACAUUGUACACCUUUAGCAGCGGCCAUUACUCUGCUUAGUGCCUCUCUUUCUCUUACUGGGGGAUUUGCACUAUUGCUUACCUACAACAAGAUAGUAGAAUUCCAAACUCCUGUCAGAAAACUUCUGGUUUUUCUUACAGUUGCCGACAUUUUUUCAGCAUUUGGAUACAUAGUUGGUACUGCUAAUUAUCUCAGACUGGACGAUUCCCAGAGGAACACGACAGAUCCAAUAUGUAGAGGACAGAGUGCUAUCACAACAUUCGCCAGCCUUAGUUCAUUUGCUUGGACAUCCAUCAUUGCAGUUCAUUUGUUUUUGGCCAUUAGAAUACAACAGGACUUUGAAAGAAAUCGCCUUCUGAAAAUCGUUUAUUAUAUUUUAGGCUGGGUUGGCCCAGCUAUCAUCACUAUCUGUUUUCUGAUCAUGGACAAGCUUGGUCGAGAUGGACAACUUACAGUCACCGGUCUGUGGUGUUGGGUCAAGGUCGAACACAGCGAUGGAACCCCGGACAAAGUGUUGAUGCUAAUGUCCGGGAAACUGUGGGAACUAAUGACGUAUGUCCUGUCAUUUUCGAUGUAUAUGUUACUGAAGAUAAACACGUACUUUGAGAGACAGGAAAAAAGAAGUUACUGCUGGAGUGAUGUAGAUGGCGCUAACCUGAGAAAUGAAGAUGAACGAUUCUGUUUCACGUGGCUCAUUCUGUAUUUACUUCGGUUUUGGGGAACAAUAAGAUUCUUCUUCGCUGUGAUUAAUAAACAGUCCGACGGGAUAAUUUAUGCAGAUACUCUCUUUAUGUAUAUCCAAUGCGCAGGUGACAGUGCGCAAGCCUUGGGAAACUUCAUUUUGUUUUGUCUACUUGACAAAAAUAUCAGAAAAAAGUAUCGUGAAACUAUUGGUAAUUUUUGCAAAAUGCGAACAAGGUAUGAAUCACUGAAUGCAUCGUAGGUUGAGUUUGAAUAUUAUCAUUGUACCUUGUACAAAGAGAGGUAGUGAAGAGAAACAACCAUUUCGUUGGUUUAUUUCCUAGUUUAUGUUAAAAUAUUGACUAAAUGAUUUUAUUG